AUGGGCCUUAAGGCACGGGAAGCUGCAGGUUUGGGCCAUCUGGUGUUUGGAGGCCCAGGGCUCGUGUUCCAGGUUUACGAAGGCUACCGCCUGCUGGGCAUCCAGCAGUGCACGAGAGAUCGCCUGAAGGGCCUCAUCCUGGAGGAUCAGAACGGUGGGGAAGUCGCACCUCGGCCGGCAGAAGAGCUGGCGGCCGCAGAGCGCGAGCGGGAGAAGAGGUUCCCUGCUCCCGAGGCCGCCCGGGCGCCCAUGGGCAUCAUGGAGGAUUUCGGGGCCAGUCCGGCCGGCCUGCCGCAGAAGCUUUUGGCCUGCCGGCUGUGCAUCACCGCCGACGCGCUCAACGUCGACCCCGACAUUUUCAACUCGGUCCAUGGAAAUGGCCUCGUCUACGACGGCCGGCUGAUCGUGGACCACAACUUCUGCUCCACAGAUCCUGGCAUCUUCGGGGCCGGCUCCCUUUGCGAGUUCAGCCGCCGCUUCCAGCGGAAGGAUGCUGCGCGAUACCUGAGACAUGAUGGCUUCAAUGGGCGUGAGGUCGGUGGUAAGCUCGCCACCGCCUUGCUCAAGAAGCUGGAUCCUGUGAAUGGCGACUCGGUCGCGGCCGGUGGACCUUCCGUCAACACCGGCAGCACUGAAAGCAUUCAACUCAAGAUGUUCUGA
Molecule: messenger RNA, 660 nt
Organism: Symbiodinium sp. CCMP2592
Lineage: Eukaryota; Dinophyceae; Suessiales; Symbiodiniaceae
Source: the annotation of a GenBank genome assembly